Molecule: messenger RNA, 1314 nt
Organism: Vigna radiata var. radiata (mung bean)
Lineage: Eukaryota; Viridiplantae; Streptophyta; Magnoliopsida; Fabales; Fabaceae
Exons: 2
Coding region: 1-1314 (437 amino acids)
Source: RefSeq, a predicted model, not a curated record
AUGGAAUCGGGAGCCUUGCAACAAACCAAUUCUGCCGUAAUAAAAAAGAGACCCCACAUAAGAGUUCCCAGUAUGAAUUUAGCAGGAUUGAUAAGUUUAGGAAGGCGAAUGAAGACCAUGAAGAGAGAAGCCUUCAGAAGGAAGUAUGGAAAUCUACUCAGUCUAAUGGAGGUGGACGUACCGUCACUCGCUAUCACUACGUUGUCUCAAUAUUAUGAUUCUCCAUUGAGGUGCUUUACGUUUCAAGACUUCCAGUUAGCACCAACCGUAGAAGAAUUCGAGCACAUCUUAGGCUCACCAUUGGAAGGUACAACUCCGUACCAGCACCUAGAGCACCAUGCUUCCACUACUACUAUUGCGACUAUCAUGAAGUUGACCCCGAGAGAGUUAGAAGACAGAUUGGUAGCCAGAAACCAUGUGAGAGGACUCCCUCUAGAAUAUUUGGAGCAAUACCUUCAUCAUUUGGCUGACAACGAAGAAUGGGAAACCUUCAUGGACGUGUUGGCCCUUACUUUAUACGGCAUCAUGUUGUUUCCUAAGAUUGAGGAUUUUGUCGAUUACGGAGCGAUAGAUGCCUUCAUAGCAAAGAAGACUAGAGCGGAGAAUCCUGUCACUGCAAUCCUUGCUGAUGUUUAUGGGACNAUGAGUUUCUGCCAUGAAAGGAAAGGACAGAAGAUCAUCUGUUGUUUGCCGGCUUUGUAUCAAUGGUUGACUUCUCGUCUCAAUGAAGGGAAGAUAAAGUGGCGUCCUUCUUGGCUUAGGGGCAGGGGUUUCAUCCAUUAUUGUGGUAAUUUCCCCAACAUUCCACUCAUUGGANCUCGGUACUGUAUCAAUUACAAUCCUACCUUGGUUCAAAGACAGUUUGGGCAUCCAAUGAAAGGGGCACCAUCAUCCGAUUAUCUCACUCCACUUUUCAUUUAUUACGAAGAUGGAGGUUUUACUGAAAAGCUAAGGGAGAUCAGAAGAGCCUGGGGAAACGUCAUGCGGUUCGAAGCAGAUGAAAGGACAGGGGUGAUAAACCAAGAAGUCAGUUAUCACAAUUGGAUCACGCAAAGGGUAAACAACAUUAANUUGCCAUUCAAAUCCAUCACANGUCAGCUAGCAGAUGAAAGAAAAUUUCUAAAUNCGGAGUCUUAUAAAGUGAAACAAUUGGAGAGAGAAAUAGAAGAAGCGAAAAAUCAGAAUGCCAAGUUAAUAAAGGAGCUACGAAAUGCUCGCAACGAUGUUGUAGAUUUGAGGGCGGAAAAAGAAGAAAUGACGCGGGCAUAUGAGGAGGUUCUCAGGAAACAAAGCAUCGAAAGAGGCUCCGAAUAA